Messenger RNA from Calypte anna (Anna's hummingbird), 1778 nucleotides. It is a transcript of the gene THNSL2, whose product is annotated as threonine synthase like 2. Gene Ontology annotation, molecular function: pyridoxal phosphate binding. Bases 198 to 1643 code for a protein of 481 amino acids. Gene Ontology annotation, biological process: 2-oxobutyrate biosynthetic process; dephosphorylation. The transcript is spliced from 10 exons. Lineage: Eukaryota; Metazoa; Chordata; Aves; Apodiformes; Trochilidae. The record is from RefSeq and is a predicted model, not a curated record.
GCUGGAAGUGGCUUUGGAGCUGCUUGGACACUUCCCUGCCUUCUGCCUGGGGCCGGGAGACCCGAGGCCGCGCCGAGGGGCUGCAGCGUUGGUCGGAGUGCCCGAGAGCCUGGAAGGGACGUGACGUGGCUGCGCAGAGACUUCUGCAUCCGCAGGGAUUUUGCUCAGCCCGGGAAGCGUCUCCGGGGCAGGCACCCAUGGAGUACAUCAGCACCCGGGGGGGCGUGGGGGCCGUCGACUUCGAAGGAGCCCUGUUCUCUGGCUAUGCACCCGAUGGGGGCCUCUUCAUGCCCCGGAGCAUCCCCUCGCUGGACAGGGACACCCUGCAGAGAUGGAGCAGUCUUUCCUACCGGGAGCUGGUGAAGGAGCUGUGCUCCCUCUUCAUCCCAGCCGAGCUGGUCCCACGGAACACGCUCAACGACCUGAUCAACAGGGCCUUCAGCAGGUUCAGACACAAGGAUGUUGUCCAUCUGUCCAGGCUGAAGGAUGGGCUGAAUGUUUUGGAGCUCUGGCAUGGGGUUACUUAUGCAUUUAAGGAUCUGUCCUUGUCCUGCACAGGGCAGUUUUUACAGUAUUUCUUGGAGAAAAAGCAGAAGCAUGUCACUAUUCUGGUGGGGACUUCAGGGGACACGGGGAGCUCAGCCAUUGAGAGUGUGAGAGGACAGAAGAACAUGGACAUCUUUGUUCUGCUGCCCAAGGGGUUCUGCACCCAGAUACAGGAACUUCAGAUGACCACUGUCAUUGAAGACAACGUACACGUCUUUGCUGCUCGUGGGAACAGUGAUGAAAUCGAUGAGCCCAUCAAGGAACUGUUUGCUGAUGUUGAUUUUGCCCAAAAAUACAACCUGAUGAGCUUGAAUUCAGUCAACUGGUCGAGGAUUAUGGUGCAGAUUGCUCACCACUUCUAUGCUUACUUUCAGUGUGCCCCAUCCCUGGAUAUCAACCCACUACCAGUGGUGGAGAUUGUUGUGCCAACAGGAGGAGGAGGAAAUAUUACAGCUGGCUGCAUUGCCCAGAAAAUGGGUCUCCCAAUUCAACUUGUUACUGUGGUUAACAGCAAUGACAUCAUUCACAGGACUGUUCAGCAUGGAGAUUUCUCACUGUCAGAGAGUGUGAAGCCUACAUUAGCAUCAGCCAUGGAUAUUCAGGAGCCUUACAACAUGGAGAGGAUCCUCUGGCUGCUCUCGGGCUCCGACAGCCGCCUGAUGAAAACGCUGAUGGAGCGAUUCAGGGCAUUGAAAAGCCUGAAGCUGCCAGAGGAUUUGCACAGAAAGCUCUCCCAGACACUACGCUCAUGCUCAGCCUCUGAUGAGGACAUCGUGAGAGCCAUGCAGCACUGCUGGGAGGAAAACCACUACCUGCUGUGCCCUCACUCUGCUGUGGCUGCUCACUACCACUACUCACAGCCAGAAGGCACACCCCGGUGCUGCUUAGCUCCAGCCUCUGCAGCCAAAUUUCAGGAUGCAUUGCUCCGAGCUGGCCUGGAUCCCCAGCUCCCCCCUGACAUCUCUGCUUUGACAGUGAUGGAGACCAGGUCCACUCCGCUGGAGAGAGGCCAGGACUGGGCAGAGGUGCUCCGGGAGAGGAUCCAAGCCAGGGCACAGCAGUGGGAGAUGUCAGGGCAGGGAAUCACUCAGAGCUGAGCUGCCAGGGCAUGGCUGGCUGCUGCCUCCCAUGGCUUGUUUUCCAGGCACAGAAGAGCCCCAGGUAUUGCUGAGAGACGAGCUGAUGCUCUCCAUGCAAUGAAUUAUUUGGAAGAACACACUUUGCUCUUGACU